This is a messenger RNA of Chenopodium quinoa (quinoa), 1332 nucleotides long. RefSeq lists its product as uncharacterized. NCBI's taxonomy places the organism in Eukaryota, Viridiplantae, Streptophyta, Magnoliopsida, Caryophyllales, Amaranthaceae. Bases 400 to 1176 code for a protein of 258 amino acids. Gene Ontology annotation, cellular component: chloroplast. The transcript has 2 exons. The record is from RefSeq and is a predicted model, not a curated record.
ACAUAAUCUGAUCCUGAUUUAACCUGAGACCUAAUUUGACCCAACCGGAACCCGACUUGAAUACCCGAAUUAACAGCUCUAUUGUAACCUUUUCAAAUUACUAUUCUUUUUUUUUUUAAGAAAAUACGGCGUAUACAAAUCUAGAUUUUUGGCAGAGAAGGCAGCUAUAUUAUAUCAAAUCGAAUACUACGUACAAAAUUAGAUACUCCAUAGCUCGGUAAAUGUGCAAAACGACAUGAACUUCGGCCACAAUAUAAACUAGCAACCCCACAUAGCGUAGACACUAGACACCUAUAACUUGGGGCAAAACAGAUAACAUACGGCACUCUAGCGAGAGGUCGACAAUAUUCGACCUCGCUAACACUUUACAUUUCAUUCAACAACAAAAACAGAAAGAAAAUGGCUGGAGUAAAGAUCAUUCAAACCCCAUUUAACAACACCAGCAAUAUCCUGCAUCCGACCUUCCGUCCAAGGACCUUAUGGAAGCUGUGCUCACUCCCUCUUUGCCGGUCCGUACCCAAGGACUUGAACUCAGAGGGUUCCCAACCACAAGGAGACCCAAAGAAACAAGAAUUACUGGCCAGGAUAGCAAUGCUUCAAGCUCAAAAGUAUCGACUUACUGAUUACUUGGACGAGCGGUCUGCUUAUCUGACUCAAUUUGCUGAAGAAGCCAAUAUUGAGAUUGAUGCAAUCGGUGAAAACGCGUUAAAAGAUCUAGAUGAAGCCAGUGCUCGGAUUAUGGAGAAUAUCGAAAGCAAGAUGCAAGCCUUUGAGGAAUCAUCAGAGAUGAGCAAGGAGGAGAUUGCAAAGAGGGAUAAGGAGUUGGCCGACUUUGAAGGUGACAUCGUAAAGGGGCGAAAUGAAGGAUUGUUCUUUCAGAGCCUGCAGAAAAAGAAACCAGUGGAUAAAGAAAAGGCCAGAGAGGAAACAAAUAAACUUGCUGCUGUUACUAAAGAUACUGCUGCAUCCAAGUUCAGAAGAAAUAUAUACCUUGCACUGAUGGGUCUCAUGGCUGUCGGUAUUGCUGAUUCAUAUAUUGCUUCCUCACACUGGCGGAAAAUAGGUGUUCUUGGAGCAAUAUUUAUUGGUUUGCUCAGCCAAUUCAUCUAUGAGCAAAAUUUGUUAAAAGAUAGCGAGAAGGAUGAUAUACAGGAUAUAGAUAAUGAAAAAAAGUAAAGGCGGUUUUUUAUUCUUCCAUUCAGCUAUUUGAAAAUCACGAAUAUUAUGUGCUAAAAUGUUGUAACUAGUAAAUACAGGCUAUACAGCAUAACUUCAUAGAACCAAACAUUGCACAUCACUUAGAUUUAAUACUGUCAUAAUAAUGGUUGCUGC